Messenger RNA from Paramecium tetraurelia, 1944 nucleotides. RefSeq lists its product as uncharacterized. The record is from RefSeq and is a predicted model, not a curated record. The transcript is spliced from 5 exons. Gene Ontology annotation, molecular function: helicase activity; RNA binding; ATP binding. NCBI's taxonomy places the organism in Eukaryota, Ciliophora, Oligohymenophorea, Peniculida, Parameciidae.
AUGUUAACGAGAAGAAAAAGUUCUGAAUUAAUUGAACCAGAGAUUGUUAAAAAGAUCAAAGGAAAUGAUGAGAGCAACUUGAAAGUUUUUAUAAAAAACAAGCAAACCAGAAAAGUCUUAGAAAGUCGAGGCAUUGCAAAUUUAUUUCCAAUCCAAUAAUAAUGUUUUGAAACAAUUUAUAAUGGAGAUGAUAUAAUAGGGUAAGAUAGAACAGGUUCAGGUAAAACUCUUGCAUAUUGCCUCCCAAUUCUUGAAAGAAUAAGAGGAUUAGGAUUAAAAUAAAAUAAAAAUCCUUAUGUAUUAGUAUUAUUACCAACAAGAGAAUUGGCAAUCCAAGUAACUACUGAAUUUAAUUCUAUUUUACAUAAAGAAAAUGAAUACAGAAUAUAUAGUAUUUAUGGCGGUACAGAUCUAAGAAACUAAAUUGAUUAAGUGAGAUAAGGAUGUGAAAUUGUAGUUGGUACACCUGGAAGAAUAUAGGACCUUUUGGAAAGAAAGGUUCUAAAGUUAGAUGAAAUUUAAGUGGUUGUUUUGGAUGAGGCAGAUCAAAUGUUGAAUUUUGGAUUUUAGGAAAAUAUUGAAAAGAUCAUGUCCUAUUUCAAUGAUAGAAAAAUUUAAAUGCUGUUAUUUAGUGCUACAAUACCUGAUUGGGUAAAGGAACUAUCAUAAAAAUAUAUGGAAGCUAAUACUAAACAUAUUAAUUUAAUAAAGAGACAUGAGACUUAAACUUCAACUACAGUUAAACAUUAUGCUCUCUAAUGUGCUAAAAAUCAAUUAACAGGUGCAAUAGGUGAUGUAGUUUCAGUGUAUGGCGGAAGACAUGCAAGAACUAUUAUCUUCUGUGAGACUAAAAGAGAGUGCAAUGAAAUUAUUUUGCAUUCUAAAUUACCAGCUGAAACACAACCAUUACAUGGAGACAUUCCUUAAUAAUAAAGAACAGUGACAUUUGAAGGAUUUAAAAAUGGAAAAUUCAAAUGCUUGGUUGCAACCAAUGUUGCUGCUAGAGGUCUGGAUUUCCCAUAGGUAGAUUUGAUUAUCUAAUGCAAUCCUCCUAAAGAUAUAGAAUCAUAUAUCCACAGAUCAGGUAGAACUGGUAGAGCUGGAAAGGAUGGAAUAUGUAUCACUUUCUAUUCAAAGAAGGAUAUGAGUUUGAUUGAAAGAGUUGAAAGAGUAGCAAAAAUAAAAUUCAUAAAGAUUUCUGCUCCUCAACAUUAAGAUAUUAUCAAAGCAAGCUCAAGAGAUCUAUAAACUAGUUUAUAAGUAGUUAGUAAAGAAAUUGUUGAUUUGUUUUAACCUGUGGCUUAAGAAAUCUUAUCCAGGUGUGAUCCAGUAGAAGCUUUGGCUAGAGCUUUAGCAUGUGUGAGUGGUUACAAGGAUAAACUAUAGAAUAGAUCUAUGUUGGGAUCUUUUGAGGGAUAUAUCACUUAUGUUUUAAGAUCAUCAACUCCAUUCUAGGCUUGCGGUUAUAUUUGGAAAUUCUUAAAGAAUAACUUUUCAGAAUAAAUUUGUAAUAGCAUUAAGGGAAUGAAAAAAUUAAGAAAUGAAAGCGGAAGAAUUCGAAAAUCAAUACUAGGAAAUAUCUCAAAAAUGGAUAUUGCAGAGGAAUUGAAAUUGAAUAAGCUACUAAAUAAUUCUAAUCUCAUCAAAAUUAUCAUUAAUAACCCUACAGUUUAAGUGUCACAAACGGUUAAAAAAGAAUAAGAAAUAUUUAUUGGUGGAUUAGAUUUUAAGAUUACAGAAGAUGAAAUUAAAAAUGAAUUCAAAAAUAGAGGAGUCGAGUUAUUCAAUCUCAGAUUAUUAAGAGGCUAGGAUGGUUAAUCAAAAGGAUCUGCUUUUGGAGUAUGUAGAACUAAAGAAAUGGUAUCAGUGGCAAUCAAAUAAAACGGUACCAAAUUCAGAGGAAGAAAUAUUCGUGUGAAUAUGGCCAAUGAAAAACCUAAAUGA